AUGUAUAAGGUAGCAAAAGCUUCCGAGUACCUUGUGAUCACGGGAGUCGGAAUCAAAGACAUCAAACUUGCAAAAAAAGCAUGGAUUUUUCCCGGACAAACCUAUACCGUCUUCGACCUUUCUCCGGUCAAUUACACCUUCGAAGUUCAAGCCAUGAGCGCCGAGAAACUCCCUUUCGUCCUCCCUGCCGUCUUCACAAUAGGUCCUCGUGUCAAUGAUCGUGAAAGCCUCCUCAAAUACGCCAAACUGAUUUCACCACAUGAUAAGCUCUCUAAUCAUGUUAAAGAACUCGUUCAAGGAAUCAUCGAAGGCGAGACUCGUGUUCUCGCUGCUUCGAUGACUAUGGAAGAGGUCUUCAGAGGAACAAAAGAGUUUAAACAAGAAGUGUUCGAGAAAGUUCAGCUUGAACUUAACCAAUUUGGAUUACUGAUUUACAAUGCAAAUGUUAAACAAUUGGUUGAUGUUCCAGGUCAUGAAUAUUUCUCAUAUUUAGGGCAAAAGACACAAAUGGAGGCAGCGAAUCAAGCUAAAGUUGACGUGGCAGAAGCUACAAUGAAAGGUGAGAUUGGUUCGAAAUUGAGGAAAGGACAAACGCUGCAGAAUGCGGCAAAAAUUGAUGCAGAGACGAAGGUUAUUGCGGUGCAAAGAAGUGCAGAGGGUGAAAAGGAAGGAAUAAAAGUGAGAAGUGAGGUGAAGGUUUUUGAGAAUGAGAGAGAAGCUGAAGUGGCUCAGGCAAAUUCAGAGUUGGCUAAGAAGAAAGCGGCUUGGACUAAGGCGGCUCAAGUGGCUGAAGUUGAAGCUGCUAAAGCUGUGGCUCUUAGGGACGCUGAGUUGCAAGGGGAGGUGGAGAGGAUGAAUGCUUUGACAACAACUGAGAAGCUUAAAGCUGAGUUUCUUAGUAAAGCUAGUGUUCAAUAUGAAACCAAGGUACAAGAAGCAAACUGGGAGCUGUACAAGAAACAAAAAGAGGCAGAAGCAAUUCUGUAUGAGAAGAAGGCAGAGGCAGAAGCAGAGAUUGCAUUGGCAGACGCAACAUUUUAUGCUAAAAAGCAAGCAGCUGAAGCAGAUCUAUAUGCAAAGAAAAAAGAGGCUGAGGGGAUUGUGGCACUUGGACAGUCUCAAGGGGUGUAUAUAAGUACACUUCUUACUGCACUUGGAGGAAACUACACAGCACUAAGGGACUAUUUGAUGAUAAAUGGUGGCAUAUUUCAAGAGAUUGCAAAGAUUAAUGCGGAGGCAAUUCGUGGACUUGAGCCUAAGAUUAGUAUAUGGAGCAAUGGUGGUGACAAUGGUGGGGGAAUAACAGAAGGUGCAAUGGGUAUGAAAGAGCUUGCUGGUGUGUACAAGAUGUUGCCACCUCUGUUUAAGACUGUUCAUGAACAAACAGGAAUGUUGCCUCCUUCUUGGAUGGGAGCCUUACCUGACAAAAGCCCUUAG
This is a messenger RNA of Vicia faba (fava bean), 1437 nucleotides long. NCBI's taxonomy places the organism in Eukaryota, Viridiplantae, Streptophyta, Magnoliopsida, Fabales, Fabaceae. The record is from the annotation of a GenBank genome assembly.